This is a messenger RNA of Penicillium riverlandense, 663 nucleotides long. RefSeq names its product GNAT family N-acetyltransferase. The transcript has a single exon. The record is from RefSeq and is a predicted model, not a curated record. NCBI's taxonomy places the organism in Eukaryota, Fungi, Ascomycota, Eurotiomycetes, Eurotiales, Aspergillaceae. Bases 1 to 663 code for a protein of 220 amino acids. Gene Ontology annotation, cellular component: Golgi apparatus; endoplasmic reticulum; endoplasmic reticulum-Golgi intermediate compartment. Gene Ontology annotation, biological process: UDP-N-acetylglucosamine biosynthetic process. Gene Ontology annotation, molecular function: monosaccharide binding; glucosamine 6-phosphate N-acetyltransferase activity.
AUGUCAACAACACUCACAACAACAAUGCAACCGCCCCCGGGCCCCUCCGCAAAACUACAACUUUCCACACCUGGCCAAGCAACCACGAACCCGGCAGUCUUCGAAGAAGCAAUGGUAGUGCGCAUGCGCGUCUUCGUAGACGAGCUGCACUGCUCCGCCGACGCCGAGAUCGACGCCGAUGACUCCCGCAGCUGGCACUGGGUACUGAGCGCAUCGAGACCCUCGUCGACGCCCGAACCCGUCGGCGUGAUUCGGCUCGUACCACCACCGCAGCCACCGCAUGCCGCGCUGACGCACCCCGACGAGGCGACCAACUUGCCAGCCUACGACUGGGCCCAUGAGCCGUGUAUCAAGCUGACCCGCGUGGCGGUCCUGCCAGAAUACCGGGGCCGGGGACUAGCGCGGCAACUGUUACAGACGGCGCUGGACUGGGCGGCCAGCCAUGCGAAGGAGAUUGACGAGGCGGCGAGACUGGCGGGUAGAUGUUGCAAUGCAGAGGAGACACCGGCGCCUUGGAAGGGUCUGGUGUUGGUGCAUGCGCAGGUGGAUGUGGAGAAGAUGUAUGCUGGGUUGGGAUUUGUGACGGAUGAGAGCCUGGGCCGGUGGGUUGAGGAAGGGAUUGAGCAUGUGGGCAUGUUUCGACGGAUAGCGGUGGCGCCAUAG